AUGGCCAGGAAUAUGUCGAAUAUGCCAAUGAUGCAGCUGCAUCAAGAGCCAACUCCUCAGCCCAAGUUGAAGGCUCCGGAUGUGUUCAAUGGCACAAGCACACAGAAACUAGACCCUUUCCUUGUCCAAUGCAUGAUGUACAUUGUGCUCCAGCCCCACGAGUUCACCACCAAAGACUCCAAGGUCGGCUUCAUGUUAUUGUAUCUGUCCAGCUCCCCCUACAACUGGUUCCAAUUGCAAAUCACUGCCACCCUCAAAACUGGAAUGGCCCAGACCAUCCUAUGGCUCUCAGAUGUUUUACUCUUCAUUGAGGAGCUCAAACAACUUUUCGGCCCACAAGACCUUGAGAAUCUCACCUUCCGAGACUCCGGCAAAGCUAUCAACAACAACGGCCCCAGUUCCGGCUCAUCCAAUUCCAAGGGCAACCCAGCUGGAUCGUCUUCUGGGUCCAGCUCUGGCUUCUCAAACUUCAAGUCUGGCUCCAACAACAACAACAACAGCAAGGAUAAGGACAAAUCCAAGUCCAAAGGCUCGUCCUCGGACAAGCUGAAUCCCCUGGCUGACAAGUUGGGUUCCGACGGAAAGCUCAAGCCCAAGGAACGAGAACACCAGCUCAAGGGAGGCCUUUGCCUCUUUUGUGGAAAACCUGGCCACAUUGCUUCCAACUGCCAAAAGCGUAAUGCCGCCAAAGGUCGCACCUCGUCUACCACAGCCACCCCAGCUGCUCCAGCUCCCACCGCUUCCGCAUCUGCUGCUUCGGCUGUGAAGGACACUAAGUCCAGAACAGCAAAAGAUUGCUCUCACGAUGUCCCCAAAGAAGUUCGCCUUAAUGCCACAGCACUAUCCAAUCCUGACUCCCUCAUGCUCCCUGUUACAUUACACUCACCACUCACGGUCUUGGCCACUGGCCUGGUUGAUUCUGGCUCCACUCACUGCUUCAUCAACACUACCUUCAUAUCCACUAAUAGUUUCCCUACUUAUGAUAUACCUCCUUUAGCAUUAUGCCUCCUUGAUGGGACUGUUAACUCUUGGAUAACCCAAGCUGUCGAUGUCCCUAUCCGAUAUCCGACCGGCGACAUUCUUUUCUUGACUUUCCAUGUCACUAAACUGGAUUCUUCAUGUGCCUUAGUCUUUGGAUACAAUUGGCUGCGUAAUUACAAUCUGUUGAUUGACUGGUCCGCAGGCCUUUUACAUUCUUUCCAAUGUCUUCUGCGAUCUGAGGCUCUUCCAAGUCUAUCUGGCCACUCAGCUUCUGCCUUGCCAGCUACUCCAGUCAUUGCCGAGUCACCUCCAGUCCCUCCUGAUCCUCCUGCACCUCCUUAUGAACCCUCUCCCACAUCAUCCACUCCCUUACCUCAUGUCUCCCUCAUCAAUGCAGUCGCUUUUGCUUUUUCCUGCCACCUCCCAGGGUCAGUCUCAUUCCAACUGGCCCUAUCCAAAGACGGUUCUGUCUUGGCUCGCUCUUCAGCUACUGAUAACCCAGAACCGGUUGACCUCUCAUCCGUCCUGGAAGACUACCAUGACUUCCCAGAUGUGUUCAGCAAAUCCAAGGCCAACACCCUCGCUCCUCAUCGUCCCUAUGAUCUCAAGAUUGACCUUGAGGAAGACUACCGCAGCCUUAACAAAGUCACCAAGAAGGACCGCUAUCCCCUCCUGCUCAUCUCCGACCUAUUGGAUGCUCCCGGCAAAGCCAAGGUCUUCACCAAAAUUGAUCUUUGGCAUGCCUACCACCUUGUCAGAAUUGCAGAUGGUGACGAAUGUAAAACCACAUUCCAGACCCGCUAUGGCUCGUUCAAAUGGAUGGUUAUGCUGUUCGGCUUAUCCAACGCUCCAGCCGCCUUCCAGUGA
Cyclocybe aegerita is the source of this 1848-nucleotide messenger RNA. NCBI's taxonomy places the organism in Eukaryota, Fungi, Basidiomycota, Agaricomycetes, Agaricales, Hemipholiotaceae. The record is from the annotation of a GenBank genome assembly.